Myripristis murdjan (pinecone soldierfish) is the source of this 2817-nucleotide messenger RNA. It is a transcript of the gene sh3bp5a, whose product is annotated as SH3-domain binding protein 5a (BTK-associated). Gene Ontology annotation, cellular component: cytoplasm. Bases 18 to 1391 code for a protein of 457 amino acids. The record is from RefSeq and is a predicted model, not a curated record. Gene Ontology annotation, molecular function: protein kinase inhibitor activity. The transcript is spliced from 10 exons. Gene Ontology annotation, biological process: intracellular signal transduction. Lineage: Eukaryota; Metazoa; Chordata; Actinopteri; Holocentriformes; Holocentridae.
AACAAACUAUCCUGGAAAUGGAUUCCACAGAAAAUGAGACUAAUUGCGAGGAAGCAUCCCAGUGUGCCGAGGAGGAAGAAGUGGAUCCCAGAAUCCAGGGAGAGCUGGAGAAGUUAAACCAGUCUACAGAUGACAUCAACCGCUGGGAGAGUGAGCUGGAGGACUGCCGCCAGCGGUUUCGUGCGGUGCUGGUGGAGGCCACGGUGAAGCUGGACGAGCAGGUGAAGAGGAUUGGCCGAGCCGUGGAUGACUCCAAACCGUACUGGGAGGCCAGGAGAGUGGCCAGACAGGCCCAGGUCGAGGCCCAGAAGGCUACCCAGGAGUUCCAGCGGGCGGUGGAGAUCCUGCGGGCGGCCAAGGAGACCAUCGCCCUGGCCGAGGAGAGGCUCCUGGAGGAGGACAGCCGCCAGUUUGACUCAGCCUGGCAGGAAAUGCUCAACCACGCCACACAGAGGGUGAUGGAGGCCGAACAGGCGAGAACGCGCAGCGAGGCCGAACACAAGAAAACAGCAGCCAAUUACAACUCCUGCAUCAGUCACAUGAGGCAGCUGGAGAAGAAACUCAAACGCUCCAUCAACAAAUCCAGACCGUACUUCGAACUGAAAGCAAAGUAUUAUCUGCAGCUUGAGCAACUGAAGCGUCAUGUGGAUGAGCGUCAGGCCAAGCUCGUCGUCGCUAAGGCCGAGUACCGCGCGGCGCUGCGUAACCUGGAGACCAUCUCCGAGGAGAUCCAUGCCCAGCGACGCUCCCUCGCCAUGGGAACCAGGGAGCAAGGUGUGGGUGCAGAGGGGGACGCGGCCAACGAGGACAUCGACAACUUCAAAAUGGAGUCAGACGGCCUGUCAAUGGUGUCUGUGUCAAUUGACGAAGAGGGCAGUCACAGUAGCGGCUCAGAGGAAGAGACAGACAGUCACUCCACCUCUUCACCCCUAGACGUGCCCCCCUCUUCCUCCUCAUCCCGUCCGUACACCUCCACCCCCACCCCCUUGGACCUGCCCUGCCCGUACCCCUCCUCCUCGCUCUGCAGCCCCUGCUCCUACCUCUCCUCCUCCCCCUCCACCUCCCCUCUCUCCUCCUCCUGUCCCGGCACCCUGGAGUUGCAGAGCCCCUGUGGCUCUGAUGACCCAGACUCAGUGUGUGGUUCUGGGCAUGCCUCUCCUCUCCUGGGCCCUCGCAGCCAGUGCAGUGGAGCCUCCUCCCCAGACUGCGACCAGGAGAGAGGUGACAGAGCGGAGGGAGCAGAGGCCACACUGGAAGCUGGUCUGAACAAGCUAACGUUGACUGUAGCACACAAACAGGACUCUGGGGACGAACAAGACUCUUACACCAUGAGCCCUGAAAUCGCCCCUGCCACCCCAGCUGCCCCGAUUCUCCUCCUCAACAGCGCCUAAUGGACGUUUUUUUUUUUUUUUUUUUUUCUUAAUACUCCACCCGUACCAAGCCUCAAGUCCCAGCCUGGACUCAGUGGCAGCAGGUCUGGAAGAGGACGCAGUGUUGACAGCUCGGGUUGAAAUUCAAACUUUAUACAGUGACUGUACUGGCUGUAUGCUCACAACUCUGAUGUGAGAAAAACCAUCUUUACUGAGGCAUUGGUUUCCCAAAACCAACCUGACAUUGAGUCACAGUGUCGUCGCAACAUUGGUUUCCGCCUGACGUCGUAUUAAAGGUGCUGUGUGUAGCAUUUUUUUUUUUUUUUUACCUCAAUACAUCUUUGUCAAAUGAUUGCCAUACCAUGUUAUAAAUACUGUAAACAAAUGGAGACGAUUGGUAGCCUCUGUCUCACACCAGUGGUAUUGUUAAUGCUCUAUUUUUCAAAGUUAAGCCCAUAUUUCCCAUAAACCCUAAAGAGGAUGUUCCUUUACGUCUACCCCGUCACUUUCAUGUUGGAAGUGAUUUUUCCAUCGGCUUUUCACCCAUUCCGCCCUCUGUUAUCACCACGAACCGAGAGCUUUAACUCCAUUCACACUGGAUGGACAGCGCCCUCUUCCUGUUUUGUGCCACAGAGCAGUUUCCAGCAGAUUUCCCAUCAAUCCAAUAGCACACAAUGUAACAUGCAGCGUAGAGGCCGUCUGUCCUCUCUGUAUUUGUUUACAGCUAAUAUCUUGAAGUCAAUGUGGUAAUCAUUUAUUGGUGGUGAAAUGUUACACAUAGAACCUUUAAAAUAUAUUCUCUUUGUUAUCGAUGUUACGAGUGAGAAGCUGCCUCUGUUUUAGCUCUAAGUGUCUUCAUACCAGUUCUACAGGACGGAUACGGGACAAGAAGAGACUGUCUAAGACCUGAUUGUUUCUAGCUGUCCCUCGGUUUUCCCGACCCCUCCUAUCACUCCUAAAUGUCAGGCACAUGACACUUGAAACACACCAUGAGGAGUCUAUGUUGGAGUGGCAGCAGUAAACAAGGAGGAAGGGGGGCGUGCACGUGGUACUCUGACAGUACCGAAGGAAAGCAGAGACUGAACCCUGUGGCCUCUGAGCCCAGCACACGUUUCAGCUUGACACACACACCGUCUUCCAUUGGGAUUAGUGAAUGUGUGAGUGAGUGUGUAUUCCAGAGGCAGACCACCAUCUGCCUCAAGGUAAAGUGACUGAUUUUAUUUGUACAUAACCCGGAGUGAGUGAUUUUGUGUGUUUGUCUGUUGUCGUGUUCGUGUGUGUUUUUGAGAAAUGCUCAAAUACUCUCCUGUAGUACAGAUACUCUAUAUUUAUACUCCUGUAUUCCUGUAUAUGAACAAUGUUUUGUGGUUGUCGUUGUGGUUAUUGUUUUAACACGAUGUCCAUGUUGUCAGAGCAAUAAACUCGUGUUUGGCUUCGAGAAAUCAAA